This is a messenger RNA of Contarinia nasturtii (swede midge), 2284 nucleotides long. RefSeq names its product DDB1- and CUL4-associated factor 11. Gene Ontology annotation, biological process: proteasome-mediated ubiquitin-dependent protein catabolic process. Gene Ontology annotation, cellular component: Cul4-RING E3 ubiquitin ligase complex. The record is from RefSeq and is a predicted model, not a curated record. The coding region runs from base 444 to 2105 and encodes 553 amino acids. NCBI's taxonomy places the organism in Eukaryota, Metazoa, Arthropoda, Insecta, Diptera, Cecidomyiidae. Gene Ontology annotation, molecular function: protein binding. The transcript has 12 exons.
CAAUAGGGAUGGAAACGGGUACACAAGUAAAAACAAAUAUGGCCGAUCCAAACAAAAUCAACAAUCAUUUGACAUUUUUGACCAGAAAUUAAGUGUGAGAAGAAAAAAAACAUCAGAUUUUAAAACGUAUUUAUUUCUUACUACAAUAGGAAAUACUUGCACGCAAAAGAAUAGAAACGAGAAUAGAUGAGUCAAAGCAACAGAAUCGGGCAAUUGAAUUUGCUUCAACUAAAAUAGAGACACAUACAUUUUUUAGUGUUUGCAAAAAAAAAAAAAAACUCUUUUGUCAGUAUUGACUUAGAUCAAGUGUAUAUUUAUUUUUUGUCGUGUGUUUCAAUGUAAAUUGAAAGUUUUGACGGAAAAUAUUCAUAGAACUGUCUGAAAUAGUCUCGUUUCUUUUUGUUUUAUUUUAUCGGGAUUGCCACGGAUUGCGAAAUAUUUUUAUGGGUAACAUUAUGGAUAAUGAUCAUGAGUCUGAUUCCAGCAGUGAAGACAUAGAAAUUGGUUAUGAUAUAUUCAAUUUGUAUUUGGAUGUCAAUGAACCAGAGCCCAAUUCAAAUCCCAAUGAUUCAAAUGAAGAUUUAUUAAAUUUGCUAUUGCAACGUUUCAUUAACACAAAUCGAUUCAACUUUGACAAUUCCGCAUUCAACUCACGACGAUUCUGCAUGCCACAAAUCAAAGCUAAAACUAACCUAGAAGCACUGAAAAAAAACUACAUUUAUCAAAGUAUCAAAUAUGGAUCUGGAUAUGGCACUGAUAACACAAGCCCUGUGGCCAAAUGGUCAAUUGUUAAAAUGCUUCAAAACAGACAGAAUGGAAUCGGAAGCAAACAGGGCCAAUUUCUACAGCCAGAACGAUGUAAAGUUAGCAACAAUUACUUGCCCAAUUCAAAGGAAGCGGUUCAUUCAUAUGAAGCAAAAGUAUUUUGUGGAAUAUUCUCACGAAAUGGCAAACAUUUUGUGACUGCAAGUCAAGACAAUAUGAUACGGAUUCAUGAUUCAACAACAAUGCGAUACAAAUGUCAAAACGAAAUAAUGGCUAAAGAUGUUAACUGGUGCAUACUAGAUAUUGCGUUCAGUCCGGACAGUGAGCAUUUUGUCUAUUCGACAUGGUCAAAUUGCUUACACUUGAGCCGAAUCGAUGGUACAUCACAUCAGCUAAAACCGUUGUAUUUACAACCAUCAAAAUCAAGUUUUUGCAUUUUCUCAUUGGCAUUCUCAAACUGUGGUGAUCAAAUUAUUGGUGGUGGUAGCGAUGGUUGUUUAUAUAUUUACGAUUUAGUAAUGGCCAAACGCACAUUCCGAUGCCCGUUUGAACAAGAUGCUGUAGAUGUAAAUGCUGUUGGGUUCAUCGAUGAAACGUCAAAUAUAAUAUUCAGUGGAUCAGAUAAUGGAAUAAUUAAGAUUUGGGAUCGUCGAUGUUUGAAUGAAACAAAUCCGAAGGAAGUCGGUAUAUUUUCUGGCCAUUUAGAUGGCAUCACAUACAUUGAUUCAAAGAAUGAUGCGCGAUAUUUAAUAUCAAAUUCAAAAGAUCAAACCAUUAAAUUAUGGGAUAUGCGAGUAUUUUCGCCUAGUGGAGAUGCAAAUCAAUCAUCAUCACGACGACGCACACGAUAUUAUAAUCGUUGGGACUACCGUUGGGAUACGGUACCAAAAGAAUUCUAUACGGACACGGUAACCUUAUCAGAUGACGCAAGCAUAAUGACAUAUCGAGGCCAUCGCGUUAAGAAAACACUAAUCAGAGCGAAAUUUUCACCACAAGAGACAACUGGUCAACGAUAUAUUUACACUGGCUGUGGAACAGGACGAUUGAUUAUUUAUGAUGUGUUGACUGGUAAGAUAAUGUAUUCGGUACGCGGUCAUAAGGAUAUUGUACGUGAUGUUGCUUGGCAUCCCAGCCGAAGUGAAAUUUUGACAAGUUCAUGGGACUUUAAUGUGAAUUUAAAUUGGCGCGGCCACAAAAAGAAGGUUCAAUUAAAACGUUCGCUUAAAGAUGUUAACCAAGAUGAUCCAUCGGCAAAUGACGAUGACAAUACGGACUCAGCUCCUCCGCCCCGUCGAUCAAGGCGAUUGGCACUGCGCCGACAGGCACAGCAAGCCAAUUAAUCAAUAAAAUAGAACAGAUAAAUUUGAAUAAACCUUGUGUAGCUCUUAGACCUAAGCUUCGAUCAGAUUUUUAUAAAAAAAAAACUAAAGUGUUGUACAUUUAACAAAAAAAUGAGGGAGAAAAGAGAAUAUAAGCAACAAAAAUAAAAUAAAAAUACGACCACGGAAGUGAAUAACAA